CUCGCGACAGCGGGGCGCCGCCAUCUUACCCGCUCGCUCGGGCGCUCGCUGUGUCGGGCGCUGCGGCUCAGGGCGGCGGGGGGGCCGCCCGUCCCGGACCGCACCGCACCGCCGCCGCACUCGGCCGCGCCGCCCGCCGGCGGGGGGGACCCGCGCAGCGCCCGGGACUCGCUCCCCGGCAGAGCAGCGGCGAGAGCGGGGCCCGCGGAAAGCAGCCGCUGCUCGACUGGUUCCGCCCCCUCCGUGUCGCUGGGCCUCCGGCCCCUGCCGGGCGGCUUCUGCCCAACCGGGAGGCGGCGGAGAGUGCGGGGAGGCGCGGCGGGAGCCGGGGUGCCGGCAGGCGGGCGGCGCGGACCCCGCCGCCGGGGCUGCUGCUGCUGCUGUUGCUGCUGGCGGGGAGGCGGGGGGCCCGGGCCGCUCUGGAUGGUGGUUAAAAUGAUCAUAGAAAACUUCGAGGCGCUGAAAUCCUGGCUCAGCAAAACCUUGGAGCCCAUAUGUGAUGCAGAUCCAUCUGCCCUAGCUAAAUAUGUUCUGGCUUUGGUAAAGAAGGAUAAAAGUGAAAAGGAACUGAAGGCAUUGUGUGUUGAUCAGCUGGAUGUAUUUCUUCAGAAAGAAACUCAGAUAUUUGUGGAAAAACUGUUUGAUGCUGUGAAUACAAAAAGCUACCUACCUCCACCAGAACAGCCAUCAUCAGGAAGCCUGAAAGUAGAAUUUUUUCAGCACCAAGAAAAAGAGACAAAAAAGGAAGAGAUAGUUAAAGAGGAAGAGCGAGAGAAAAAGUUCUCUAGAAGAUUAAAUCACAGCCCUCCUCAGUCAAGUUCUCGCUACAGAGACACCAGAAGCCGUGAUGAAAGGAAAAAGGAUGAACGUUCUCGGAAGAGGGAUUAUGACCGAAAUCCUCCCAGAAGAGAUUCCUAUAGGGAUCGAUACAACAGACGGAGAGGGAGGAGUCGGAGCUACAGCAGGAGUCGAAGUAGGAGUUGGAGCAAAGAGAGGUUGCGGGACCGUGAUCGAGACCGGAGCAGAAGCCGGAGCAGAACACGAAGCAGAGAAAGGGAUUUAGGAAAGCCAAAAUAUGACAUGGAUAGAACAGAUCCGUUAGAGAACAAUUAUACUCCAGUUUCUUCUGUGACAAAUAUUUCAUCUGGCCACUACCCUGUCCCUACGCUGAGCAGUACUAUUACUGUUAUCGCUCCUGCUCAUCAUGGAAAUAACACUACUGAAAGUUGGUCAGAGUUCCAUGAAGAGCAGCUGGACCACAACUCCUACGGAAGACCUCCGCUGCCAAAGAAACGCUGUAGAGAUUAUGAUGAGAAGGGUUUCUGUAUGAGAGGAGACAUGUGCCCAUUUGAUCAUGGAAGCGAUCCAGUAGUGGUAGAAGAUGUGAAUCUUCCUGGCAUUCUGCCUUUUCCAGCACAACCCCCUGUUGUCGAAGGACCACCUCCUCCUGGACUUCCUCCCCCUCCACCAAUUCUCAGUCCUCCUCCUGUUAACCUUAGACCUCCAGUACCACCACCAGGCCCCUUACCACCUAGCCUUCCACCUGUAACAGGACCACCCCCUCCCCUUCCACCAUUGCAGCCUGCUGGCAUGGAUGCCCCCCCAAACUCAGCAACCAGCUCAGUUCCUACUGUUGUCACCACGGGUAUUCAUCACCAGCCGCCUCCUGCUCCACCCUCUCUUUUUACAGCAGGUGUAGUACUGAGGCUUUGCCCACAAGAAACGUAUGACACAGAUGGCUAUAAUCCAGAAGCUCCAAGCAUAACAAAUACUUCAAGACCUAUGUAUAGACAUAGAGUACAUGCCCAAAGACCAAAUUUGAUAGGACUCACAUCAGGUGAUAUGGAUCUACCACCCAGAGAAAAACCUCCUAAUAAAAGUAGUAUGAGAAUAGUGGUAGAUGCUGAAUCCAGGAAAAGAACAAUUGGUUCAGGGGAUGGUGGAGUUCCUACAAAGAAGACAUGGUUUGACAAGCAAAAUUUUAACAGAACAAAUAGUCCAGGUUUCCAGAAGAAAGUGCAGUUUGGAAAUGAAAAUACAAAACUUGAAUUGAGAAAAGUUCCCCCAGAACUUAACAACAUCAGCAAACUUAAUGAGCACUUCAGUAAGUUUGGAAACUUAGUCAACUUGCAGGUUGCAUAUCAGGGUGAUCCAGAAGGUGCCCUUAUUCAGUUUGCCACCCAUGAGGAAGCAAAGAAAGCUAUAUCAAGUACAGAAGCAGUAUUAAAUAAUCGUUUUAUUAAAGUUUAUUGGCAUCGAGAAGGCAGCGCACCGCAAAUCCAGACUACCACACAGAAGGUGAUCCAGCCCUUAGUGCAGCAGCCCACUUUGCCUGUAGUGAAGCAGUCGGUGAAGGAGCGGCUCGGCCCAGUACCUGCGAGUAAUAUUGAACCUGCAGAAGCACAGGGUGCCAACACAGAAGUCGCUCAGAAUGUGACUAAAUUAUCUGUGAAGGAUAGACUGGGUUUUGUGUCGAAGCCAGUUACUCCAGCAACUGAAAAGGUUUUAUCUACUUCUACUGGCUUGACAAAAACUGUGUACAACCCUGCUGCUUUGAAGGCAGCACAGAAAUCUUUGCCUGUUGUUUCCACUUCCGUGCUAGACUCUAAUGAAGCACAGAAGAAAAAACAGGAAGCAUUGCGACUUCAACAAGACGUGAGGAAAAAGAAGCAAGAAAUCUUGGAGAAGCACAUUGAAACACAGAAGAUGCUGAUUUCAAAGCUGGAGAAGAAUAAGGCCAUGAAGUCAGAAGACAAAGCAGAAAUUAUGAAAACACUGGAAAUUUUGACUAACAGCAUUACCAAGUUAAAGGAUGAAUUAAAAGGUGUAUCACCAGGAGGAGGGACUCCUUUAAAAAGCAUGAAAACUAAAACUCAGAUGCAGAAGGAGUUACUAGAUACUGAACUGGAUUUAUACAAGAAGAUGCAAGCUGGAGAGGAAGUUACUGAAUUAAGACGAAAAUAUACAGAGCUGCAGCUGGAAGCUGCCAAGCGAGGGAUUCUCUCUUCAGUUCGCGGCAGAGGGGUUCACGCGAGAGGCCGGGGCGCAUCGCGGAGCAGAGGCAGAGGAAUACGGGGCCGGGGGAGAGGCAGAGGAGUUCCUGUGCAUGCGGUGGUGGAUCAUCGGCCCAGGGCACUGGAGAUCUCCGCCUUCACUGAAAGUGACAGAGAAGAUCUUCUGCCUCAUUUUGCGCAAUAUGGUGAAAUUGAAGAUUGCCAGAUAGAUGACUCUUCUCUCCAUGCGGUGAUUACUUUUAAAACGAGAGCAGAAGCUGAAGCUGCUGCAAUUCAUGGAUCUCGUUUCAAAGGACAAGAACUGAAGUUGGCAUGGAACAAGCCUGCUACCAGUAUGUCAGCCGUUGAAACAGAAGAAGCUGAACCUGAUGAAGAAGAAUUUCAGGAAGAAUCUUUGGUGGAUGACUCACUGCUUCAAGAUGAUGAUGAAGAGGAAGAGGAGAAUGAAUCUCGUUCAUGGAGAAGAUGAUUCAACUGAUCAACGACAAUGCUAGAGCUGCACCUGUGUUGCAUUAGUAUUACCUAAUGUACUUCUGCAUCUUUGUAUUAAAAGGGGUUUUGUGAUGAAGUUGGAUUCAGAUAAUAGAUUAAAAAACAGCUGGUCAGUUAUACAUUUUGAGAGAUUGAUGUUUGAGUUACAUUUCAGUAAAUGAUUGCUAAAGACAUCAUACUAGGAACAUAUGCAAUGUUUUUAUUACAUAGUUCUACAGAAAGUUACAGAAUUCUUUGGGUUCUUUGUAAUUUACUGAAUUGGUCAAACACAAAUGACCAAAAGUUGUUAUAACAUAGAUAAUUUUUGUUCUAUUCCAGAUACGGAAUGAAAAUUUGCAUUUAAAAUCUUUGUGAAUGUUUUCAGAAUUGAAUAGAUAACAGUACUAAACUGAAGUCUCUAAAGUUAUGUAUUCAUAAUAUUGCAUAGUAGUAUGCUUAGGCUUUACUAUGUACUAGCCUUUUGUUGGAUUUGUGUACGUAUUUUACCUAUGGGUUUUAAUGAUAAAGUGUAUGACUGCUUUGCAUAUAAGUCCUUAUGACUUUAAGAUGUUAAAAAAAAUAAAGAAAUGGAAUGGUCUUAAAAAAAAAAAAGAAAAAAAAAAAAAAAAGCAAUAACCAAAAAAGCUAAGGCAAUGGUCCUUCAUGAUGAAAAAAAAAAAAAAAAAAGAAAAAAAGAGAAAAGACCAUUCCAGAUGGCAACCCCCACCCC
Messenger RNA from Motacilla alba alba, 4215 nucleotides. It is a transcript of the gene RBM26, whose product is annotated as RNA binding motif protein 26. Gene Ontology annotation, molecular function: RNA binding; metal ion binding. The transcript is spliced from 22 exons. The record is from RefSeq and is a predicted model, not a curated record. Gene Ontology annotation, biological process: mRNA processing. Gene Ontology annotation, cellular component: nucleus. Bases 424 to 3483 code for a protein of 1019 amino acids. NCBI's taxonomy places the organism in Eukaryota, Metazoa, Chordata, Aves, Passeriformes, Motacillidae.